Molecule: messenger RNA, 4868 nt
Organism: Molossus molossus (Pallas's mastiff bat)
Lineage: Eukaryota; Metazoa; Chordata; Mammalia; Chiroptera; Molossidae
Gene: HERC3
Product: HECT and RLD domain containing E3 ubiquitin protein ligase 3
Exons: 25
Coding region: 215-3343 (1042 amino acids)
Biological process (GO): ubiquitin-dependent protein catabolic process; protein ubiquitination
Cellular component (GO): cytosol
Molecular function (GO): ubiquitin protein ligase activity
Source: RefSeq, a predicted model, not a curated record
GCCACCCGCAGGCUUGCGGGGAAACUUCCUUAUUAUUGUGACGCCGAAAACGGAGAAACCCAGAGUCCGGCCAGAGGGGCUGUUACAGUCGGAAUCCCGAGGGGCAGUUCGGCGCCCAGCAAGAUCUGUAGGGUGAGGGGUAACCAUUCUGGCUCCUAGUCCAAAUGCCAAGUGUAUGAUCUGUGGCUACAUGACUCCCUGAAGAAUAAGAACAAUGUUAUGUUGGGGAUAUUGGUCUCUGGGCCAGCCUGGAAUCAGCACUAACCUACAAGGGAUUGUGGCUGAGCCACAGGUGUAUGGAUUUAUAUCAGACAGAAGUGUCAAGGAAGUCGCCUGUGGAGGAAACCACUCAGUGUUCCUGCUGGAGGAUGGGGAGGUUUACACCUGUGGAUUGAAUACCAAGGGGCAGCUGGGCCACGAGAGGGAAGGAAACAAGCCAGAACAAAUUGGAGCAUUGGCAGAUCAGCACAUUGUCCAUGUGGCAUGUGGCGAGUCCCACAGCCUGGCCCUCAGUGACCGGGGCCAGCUGUUUUCUUGGGGUGCAGGGAGUGAUGGUCAACUGGGACUCAUGACUACUGAGGAUUCAGUGACAGUGCCCAGGUUAAUACAAAAGCUGAACCAGCAGACAAUAUUACAAGUUUCCUGUGGCAACUGGCAUUGCUUGGCUCUUGCAGCUGAUGGUCAGUUCUUCACCUGGGGAAAGAACAGUCAUGGGCAGCUGGGCCUGGGGAAGGAGUUUCCCUCCCAAGCCAGCCCGCAGAGGGUGAGGUCCCUGGAGGGGAUCCCACUGGCUCAGGUGGCUGCAGGAGGGGCCCACAGCUUUGCCCUGUCUCUCUCAGGAGCCGUUUUUGGCUGGGGGAUGAAUAAUGCAGGGCAGCUAGGCCUCAGUGAUGAAGAAGAUCGAGAGUCUCCUUGCCAUGUGAAACUCUUACGAAUGCAGAAGGUUGUCUAUAUUAGUUGUGGAGAAGAGCACACAGCAGUCCUCACAAAAAGUGGAGGUGUGUUUACCUUUGGUGCUGGUUCCUGCGGGCAACUUGGACAUGAUUCCAUGAACGAUGAAGUUAAUCCAAGAAGAGUUCUAGAGCUGAUGGGCAGUGAAGUAACUCAGAUUGCUUGUGGCAGACAACACACCCUCGCCUUCGUGCCUUCUUCUGGCCUCAUCUAUGCAUUUGGUUGUGGAGCAAGAGGUCAAUUAGGCACUGGACACACUUGUAACGUCAAGUGCCCAUCUCCUGUGAAAGGCUACUGGGCUGCCCACAGUGGCCAGCUUUCAGCCAGAGCUGAUCGCUUUAAAUAUCAUAUUGUUAAGCAGAUCUUCUCUGGAGGAGACCAAACUUUUGUACUUUGCUCCAAAUAUGAGAAUUCCUCUCCUGCUGUUGACUUCAGGACUGUGAACCAAGCACAUUAUACCAGUUUAAUAAAUGAUGAAACCAUAGCAGUUUGGAGACAAAAACUCUCAGAACACAACAAUGCAAAUACAAUCAAUGGUGUCAUUCAGAUAUUAUCUUCUGCAGCCUGUUGGAAUGGAAGUUUUCUCGAAAAAAAAAUUGAUGAACAUUUUAAAACAAGUCCCAAAAUCCCUGGGAUUGACCUGAAUUCAACUAGAGUGUUAUUUGAGAAGUUAAUGAACUCUCAGCAUUCCGUGAUUCUAGAACAGAUCUUAAACAGCUUUGAAAGUUGCCUGAUUCCUCAGUUGUCAAGUUCACCACCAGAUGUUGAAGCUAUGCGAAUUUAUUUAAUACUACCCGAGUUUCCCCUACUCCAGGAUUCCAAGUAUUAUAUAACGUUGACUAUUCCCCUGGCUAUGGCCAUCCUUCGGCUGGAUACAAACCCUAGCAAAGUAUUAGAUAACUGGUGGUCUCAGGUAUGCCCGAAAUAUUUCAUGAAGCUGGUAAACCUCUAUAAAGGUGCAGUUGUUUAUCUACUGAGAGGAAGAAAGACAUUCUUAAUACCUGUACUGUUUAACAAUUAUAUUACAGCAGCUCUCAAGCUCUUGGAGAAGUUAUAUAAGGUAAAUCUUAAAGUGAAGCAUGUGGAAUAUGAUACAUUUUACAUUCCUGAGAUUUCUGGUCUUGUGGACAUUCAGGAAGACUACCUCAUGUGGUUCUUGCAUCAGGCAGGCAUGGAUGCUGUAACACUUUGUUCCUAUCCUUUCAUCUUUGAUGCCCAAGCCAAGACCAAAAUGUUACAGACGGAUGCUGAACUACAGAUGCAGGUAGCAGUCAACGGAGCCAACCUGCAGAAUGUCUUCAUGCUGCUCACCUUGGAGCCUCUGCUGGCCAGAAGCCCCUUCCUGGUCCUUCACGUUCGCAGGAACAACCUCGUUGGAGAUGCCCUAAGAGAGCUGAGCAUUCAUUCUGAUAUUGAUCUAAAAAAGCCUCUCAAAGUAAUCUUUGACGGUGAAGAAGCAGUGGAUGCUGGUGGUGUCACAAAGGAGUUCUUUCUUUUACUGUUAAAAGAACUUUUGAAUCCCAUCUAUGGAAUGUUUACCUACUAUCAGGAUUCACAUCUCCUGUGGUUUUCAGAUACAUGUUUUGUAGAGCACAACUGGUUUCACCUGAUUGGCAUAACCUGUGGACUAGCCAUCUACAACUCCACCGUGGUCGAUCUCCACUUCCCACUGGCGCUCUACAAGAAGUUACUGAACGUACAGCCUGGCUUAGAAGACUUGAAGGAACUGUCACCCACUGAAGGAAGGAGUCUUCAAGAACUUUUAGAUUAUCCUGGGGAAGAUAUUGAGGAGACUUUCUGCCUCAACUUUACGAUUUGUCGAGAAAGCUAUGGAGUGAUUGAACAGAAGAAGCUGAUACCUGAGGGAGACAAAGUAACUGUGGGCAGGGAUAACAGGCAGGAAUUUGUGGAUGCUUACGUGAACUAUAUCUUCCAAAUCUCAGUUCACGAGUGGUACACGGCUUUCUCCAGUGGCUUCCUAAAGGUGUGUGGUGGCAAAGUGCUUGAGCUCUUCCAGCCGUCAGAACUGAGGGCCAUGAUGGUGGGGAACAGCAACUACAACUGGGAGGAACUAGAAGAGACGGCCAUCUACAAGGGGGAUUACUCAGCCACACAUCCCACUGUGAAACUAUUUUGGGAAACAUUUCAUGAGUUUCCACUGGAAAAGAAGAAGAAGUUUCUCUUGUUCCUCACAGGCAGCGAUCGGAUCCCCAUCUACGGCAUGGCGAGCCUGCAGAUCAUCAUUCAGUCCACAGCCAGCGGGGAGGAGUACUUGCCCGUGGCCCACACUUGCUACAACCUUCUUGACCUUCCCAAGUACAGCAGCAAAGAGAUCCUGAGCGCGCGGCUGACCCAGGCCCUGGACAACUAUGAGGGGUUUAGUUUGGCCUGAGCCCUCCCAGCGUGCCCCCGAGUCCCCUUCCCCCCUCAGUGUGCACAUUGAGGCCUAUACAGAAAAUCACGGGGAGUGAGUUCUAUUUUUUUACUAUAUAAGUGGGUUGGGACUUUUGAAUCCUGAACCUGGUAGAUUUGUUUCUGGGGUUGUACGCAGUAAGCAACCUUUGUGAAAAAUUAGGGGAUGGGUGAAAAAUUGGCUCUUAGAUGAGAGAGGUUUUUGUUUUUAAACCAAAUUACCAAGUGCCCCUUGCACUUGUGACUCCGUUGCACUCUGCUGGAUAAAAUGGCAGUGGGUUCUUAACCUCCCAUUGCCCAGAUGUCUCUCUCAGCCCUGAUCUCUCCUCACAUCGCUUCCCUGUCCUCCUCCUGCCUUCUCAUUCCUCUGCGAGAAUGGCUCGGACUCACCUGUCCCUUCCUCCUGCACGUGCCGCCAACUCCCUCUCGCUGCGGAAGGGCCCGCCGGCCCCGCCCCGCCCUGAGGACCGAGGAGGAAAGGAUGACUUCGGAAAUUCCAACAAACUGAAGCCGGGUCCAUUACUUUGGCUGAGCUCCUGAGAAUGUACGGGGGCCUUCAUGAACACAUCUUGCUUUACAAAAACAAACUCAACGUUCUUGAGGGACUAGCAGUCUCCCCACGGCUCUGCCUGUUCCUGGACCCCCUGAAGACGCGCAGAGCCCUCAGAGUGGCCGCUGAGCCUGUUUCUGUCUUGUUGCUCAGCCAAGUUCCUGUGACAGUAAGGUCACAGGCCCCAGCCCCUUCCCUCAUUUCACUUUUGGAGCAAGUUGCAUCCAUUUUUGUUGAGUGUCUUCUCCAGGAAAAGUAGAAAUAAUGAAUGUCUUGUUCUGUCCUCUACCGCUUUCUCUUUCCUCCCUCCCGUCUUCUUCCUUGUCCUGCCUUCUCCUUCCCCUACUGUACUUUUCUGUCGCUCCAGAAAAGUGACAUUCUCUGUUACCUGACUUUCUGCUCCCUUCCUCCCCUUCUAGUGGAUGCAUGCAGUCUGUUUUUAAAUUUUUAUUUCUAUUUAAAUCGCAGUUUCUACUCAGAUUUUUUUUCUUUUCCCUAAUUGCUAGACCUAAGGAUAUUCUUUAUUAUGGAACUUUUGUUUAUUGCAUUUGAAAUGUUUGUUUACAGUGGGAUUUCAGGGGGGAUUGUGUAUAAAGCAAAUAUAUGUAUCUCAAAAAUAAUGACAUGUUCAACCUUCUUCAGCGUGGGAUAAGAAAAGUCUAUAUGAUCAAAGAAUCCAUGUCGACCUAAUUUUAAAUUCCUAGUCACUAGAGAAAGACUUAUUUAUAUAAAAUGAAGUAUUUAUGAACCUUGAUAUUAUAGCAUCAAAUCUCAAUGAAGGAUUGUAGAUUUUUGAUUUUGUUUUUAAAACUUAUUCCAAUUGCUAAAUUGGUAGUUUUUCAGUCUUUAUAAUACAAGAUUAAAAAGAAGAUAUACAGUUAUACGAAAUGUUUAUUUUCUAUGUGUGUGCAUAUAGUUCAAUAUUAUGCAAUAAAUUUGGUGUUUUAAUUUAAAA